This is a messenger RNA of Nomascus leucogenys (northern white-cheeked gibbon), 3838 nucleotides long. RefSeq names its product leucine-rich repeat-containing protein 7-like. Gene Ontology annotation, cellular component: postsynaptic density; adherens junction; postsynaptic membrane. Gene Ontology annotation, molecular function: protein binding. Gene Ontology annotation, biological process: neurotransmitter receptor transport postsynaptic membrane to endosome; neurotransmitter receptor transport, endosome to postsynaptic membrane. The transcript is spliced from 9 exons. Bases 1687 to 2241 code for a protein of 184 amino acids. NCBI's taxonomy places the organism in Eukaryota, Metazoa, Chordata, Mammalia, Primates, Hylobatidae. The record is from RefSeq and is a predicted model, not a curated record.
UGUGCACUCCCAGGGCAGCAGCCGCAACCCCAGAAUGCGGAGAGGACUUGAGAGCAGGCACAAGGUCCGCUGCCAUGACCGAAGCGAAGCGACCUGACGCACAAGCAGAGACUUUCCUCCUUGGCAGCCAACAACCUGCAGCAGGCAAGGCGGGCGGGGGAGGAAACCCCGAGGAGGCGCUCCCGGCCGCCUCUUUGCUGAGAUAGCAGGAGCAGCAGCCCGAGGAGCCACGAGCUCGGCGUCACCGAGCGGGUGCGGGUGCAGGGGCACGCAGGCGGGCGCGCAGGCCGGGAGCCACUUCUGCCGCUCAGGCGGCCCCGCUGCAGGACACCGCGCCCCGCUGCCCGAGCGCCCGGGGCUGGCCCGCGAGCGGGAGGAGCCGGCGGCCGCGCUCCGCCCGGCGCGGAGAUUCCCACCACCUGCCUCGAACACCACGGAGGCGAGAGGAAGCCAGAGAGCUCGGCCUCUCGUCCCGUUCUCGAAAAGCAGCCCAUCGUGACGGAGCCGGGAGAAGGCUAGCGUUUCAAUUCCGUGCGGGACUGGGAUUCUUCUUCUCAUAAUCUGGGGGAACCGGAGUAGAGGUCAGAGGGACAGGCGAGGACCUCAAAAAGGGACCGAGGGUUGUGAACAUGGUUACCCCCUCCUACCACUGGAAAAUCUCCUUGACAUUUUUCACACUUUGAAGCAGCUGCAGCUGGUGUCGUCGGAGAAGGGGGUGGGAAGAAAGAGAGGGGGCGGGGAGAGCGGUGAGACACAGCCGAGAGCCAUGAGCGGCGCCUCCUCGCCUGCCAAUCCUGGCACCUGUGCGCCCAGCCACUGCACGGAGGAGGACCCUACUCCGGGUGAGCACCGGGCUUGAAGCCACGGACACCCGGCCCCUGUGCGGCGGGUUCUCGCCGGCGGGACCUGCAGCCGCCCACGCGGGCCACCGCCACCGCCUCCUGCAGUUGCGGAGCGCUCAGCCCCUCCGAGACGCCCGCUGCGCCCUGGCCCCCGGGGAUCCUCGCCCUGCACAGGCGCGGCGACGGGCAGGGGUUGUUACGGAGUUGGGUGCAGGAUUCGCCUUUCCUGCUCGGCUCUUCUCCGCCCAGGAUUUAUUGUCUGUGGAGCCUUCUGGGGGCGGGGAGGGAGCUGCGCCUCCGCCGCCGCCGCCGCCGCCGCCGCUGCUGCUGCUACGGUCGCUAGCGCGGCGCGCUGGGCAGGCUGAGGCUGGGGAGUGGACGCGCUCCUGCCUCCCCGGCCGGCGCUUCGGGCUUCCCCUCAGCCGCUUCCCGCGGGAACCUCUCCCGCCGUCCACCUGAAGGGCACCGGCAUCAUGGUCUAACGUGGCACCUUCUGGAUUCCCCUCUGUCUCCUGUUCUUCCUACCUGCUACUCCUUCCCUCCUCUUCGCCUCCUCCGAGGACCCUGGCGCCCACUCCGCCGCGGACCCCUGAACACUUAAGGAAUAACCCUUGGCAGCUGCACGACUGCGCUCUCCGAAACCUCAUGGGCAGCUUCUCCCGCCGGCGAUGAUGGAGAACCUAAUAAGGGGAAGGAAUCCCCCACAAUACCAGAGAAGUCCCUGUAAAGAGGUUCGUGCAGCACUGCGGAAGAGGCCUGAAGAGGAGUGAGCCCGCUACAUGAAAAAAAAUGCAAGUCAAAGUGGUCACAACCUAGAAGUCUGCAGAGACAGGAAUAACUAGCAAUGCAGUGCCUGGAGAUGACCACCAAACGGAAAAUCAUCGGCCGUCUGGUGCCAUGCCGAUGUUUCCGAGGUGAAGAAGAAAUCAUCUCCGUUUUAGAUUACUCCCACUGCAGUCUUCAGCAGGUGCCAAAGGAGGUCUUUAACUUCGAACGAACAUUAGAGGAGCUUUAUCUAGAUGCCAAUCAAAUUGAAGAACUACCCAAGCAAUUGUUCAACUGUCAAGCGCUACGAAAACUAAGUAUUCCUGAUAAUGACCUUUCAAAUCUGCCAACCACUAUUGCUAGUUUAGUUAAUCUUAAAGAACUCGACAUCAGUAAAAAUGGUGUACAAGAAUUUCCAGAAAACAUAAAGUGCUGUAAGUGUUUAACAAUUAUUGAAGCCAGUGUCAAUCCCAUUUCUAAACUCCCUGACGGCUUCACACAGCUCCUCAACCUGACCCAGCUCUACCUGAAUGACGCCUUUCUUGAAUUUCUUCCAGCCAAUUUUGGAAGACUUGCCAAAUUGCGGAUCUUGGAGUUAAGAGAAAAUCACUUGAAAACUCUACCAAACAUCUGAAGAUCCAGAGUGUGCCCCUUGCCCAAUCGCCUGAGACUAUACAGUGACACCUACAACAGAGGAUGUGGAGGGAGCAGCUUUUCGGGCACCAGAAAUGGCAGCAUCAGGAGCAUCAGCACGAAUAGACUUUGUAGAGGUAGUUCUCCCAAACUAUAUUAUGAAACCAAACAUUUUUGGUGCGCUACCUGCUGAUGGGGGCUGCCUUCUUACUGCCUAGUAUCUACAAAAUGUUUGGUCUUUGUUAAAGUUUAACAAUGACAUUUCUGACUCAUAUAGAGAGACCUGAUUUUUUUCCAAGUGUGUUCAGUUGCCAUAACUUUCAAUGAAUAUGAAAUUUUAUCAGUCUCGGAAAAACAUUAAUACCCAUAUUUUUAUCUAAUUGAUUUCACUAUUUGUUAAGGUGCUAUCAUGUAUAAUUUUUGUAUAUAGUUUUAAAUGCAUCAAACUAAGCCAUAAUUUAAAAGUCAUCCUAAUGCAGUAAAUAAGAUAAUUUCUCUAGUUUGUUAAAUUCUUCAGAGACUGAAUAUAAUUGCUCGUUUUUCUGUCAUACUCCGUGAUGAUGUUCCAUUGUGGACUUAUUUUGCAAAGUUCCCAGAUGGCACAAGUCAAAAUAUGAAAUGCUGGUGAUUGAUUGAUUUUAUGUGUCCUUUCAUCUUAUGUAAUUUAAUGUGAAAGAGUUAUUUUGUAGCUCUAAAAUACAUUUGUUAAUUAACCAUAUUGACUUUUCAUGCAGUUCAAUGGCUUAUAGCAUUUCAAUUUGCAUAGAAAAUGAGUCUCUGUAAUGAUACUUUUGCUAAAUAAAUAACAAUCGACAUAAUGGGUUCAUUUUGCUUUUAACAUUUUAUACAUAUAAUUUAGAAGUAGGAUAUAUUUCAUAUUGAAAUUUUGAAAAGCUCGAAAUUCAACAUACAAAGGUCACCAUCUUGCUGAUGCCUAAUGCCAUACAGCAAAUUCAUUCUUCAUCCCAUAUUAACUGCUUUUCGGAACAAGGCAAAAUACAAAUAAUUUACAAUGAUUGUGUUGGAGCUAUUGCUUGAUUAAAUACAAUUCAAAGGUUCUUUUUAUAAAACAGGUAUGAGCGGGACACAUUGAGCUUACGGGCUUUUCCUGUUGUUUUGUUUCUAUUUCAUUUUACUGCCUAGGAAAGAAACACAUUUUUUUGUAAAACCUAUGCUAUGGAGCUGAAAUGUACUUUCUUGAAUAUUUCUAUUCUGUCUUAUGAAUAUCAAUUAUGUGAAAUAUAUAAAUGUAAAAUUGUCUUAGAAUGCAUAACUCUUUGUAUAAAACAUAUAUCUGAAAGUAGAUGUUGAUUUUUUGUUAAAAUUGUGUAAAUGCUGAUUUUUCCAUGUGUACUUAUGAAGAUCUAGAUGUAAAAAUUUUAAGUCUGCUUAUUGUGUUUGUACCACCUUGUUUUUAGCUGUGUAUAUUAUAUCCUAAUUGGCUUCUGUCACUGUCACAUAUAUUGCAUAUAUCUCUCAAAAAUUAGAAGGUAUAUUGCUAUUCUAAAAAUAAAAAAUGUAAAUUCCUGACAUUGCUUUAGAAUAAGUUGCACUAUCUUAGUGUAGUUUUAUAAUGUGUUCUUAUGAAUUCUCAGUGC